AUGCGAUUUGAACAGGGUGAGCGCAUACCGAAGCGUGACACUGCCGCAGUGUUACACGAACGGUAUGGUGAUUUCCGGGAGAAUUGUUUCCCACAGCCAAGCGGCGGAUGUAAGUGUAAUAUUAUGGGACCAGGUGGCGUGCCAGCAGUCAAAACCUAUGAUUCGGAUGUGCAGUGCAAGUUACCCAUUGAAGGUACCCGCAGUCAAUAA
Molecule: messenger RNA, 210 nt
Organism: Gongylonema pulchrum
Lineage: Eukaryota; Metazoa; Nematoda; Chromadorea; Rhabditida; Gongylonematidae
Source: the annotation of a GenBank genome assembly